This is a messenger RNA of Brettanomyces bruxellensis, 798 nucleotides long. RefSeq lists its product as uncharacterized. The record is from RefSeq and is a predicted model, not a curated record. Lineage: Eukaryota; Fungi; Ascomycota; Pichiomycetes; Pichiales; Pichiaceae. Gene Ontology annotation, cellular component: mitochondrion. The transcript has a single exon. Bases 1 to 798 code for a protein of 265 amino acids.
AUGACAUAUAUCAAACAGAUUACACGAUUCCGAGGGGGCUCGCAAAAUUUACCUUCAAUAAGAUUAAUUAGAGAAUACAGUAGCUCCUCCAAGUUCAAGUUUUACGACAUCUGGCUUCCCCACGCAAAAUAUGCCCUGAGCCAAGAGGAUGAUGCCAUAAUAAGGAGACAGAAAGAGCAAAGAGAACGACCUCAAGUUAUGGUAUUCGAUCCAUUAAAUGGAGUUCAGCCGCCAAGUUAUGAUGAUAUUUUUUCAGAUAAAAACGAGUCAGCGAAGUCUUCUAGACGUGAUGUCUCAUAUAAGGAUAUAUAUAAACUGAUAGCUGGUAUUAGAGUGCCGAAAAAACCUAUAGAGCCAGACAGCUGUUGUAUGAGUGGGUGCAUAAAUUGUGUGUGGGAUCUAUUUAAUGAGGAUUUGCAAUACUGGAAAGCGAAAACCCAGGAGGCAGUGAAGGCUUUAGAAAAGCAGGAAAACAAUAUAAAGGAGAAGUGGCCACUGAAUUUUGACCCUCCUCCAGGAAACCUUCCACUAAAAUACAUUCCAAAGAAGUUGUGGGGAGAAAGAGGAGAGCAACAUGUAAAGUAUGAAAUUCCUAUAGGGUUGAAAGUACUCCAGGAAUUUGAAGAAAAGAAGAGGGAGGCAAAACUUGCAAGAGCUCAAAAAGAAGAAGCAGAAAAGAAAAGAAACGUUCAAAGGAAAGUUGGAGGUAAUGUUUCAGAUGAAUCACGGAUAAAACCAUCUGGGUUUGAGCACUGCGUGAAGGUGUUUAGGAAAAAUACUCAAGAAGCAAACAUGUGA